Molecule: messenger RNA, 2824 nt
Organism: Limanda limanda (common dab)
Lineage: Eukaryota; Metazoa; Chordata; Actinopteri; Pleuronectiformes; Pleuronectidae
Product: transmembrane protein 106C-like
Exons: 7
Coding region: 417-1262 (281 amino acids)
Source: RefSeq, a predicted model, not a curated record
GUGACAGCAGCAGGACGAGCCCCGCAGUUUUCAAUGGGAUGCACCACAACAAUGUCGUUCAUGGGACCAGCGCUGUGUAAAUAAACAGGACCGUGCGAUGGAAGCGUGGAUUCGUUUCGUCUGAGAGACGUGAGCAAAGUUUGUUCGGCGAAGCUAACUAACGCUGCACACAGCCACCGGCAGCUAACUGCUAACUUGUUGAACACUUGUUAGCAAACUAGCCCGGGCUAGCUUAGAGCUAGUUUAAGCUCCGGAGUUAGUUCGAGUCUGCGUGUGUCAGCUACUUUACCAUGGAGCCGUGUUGCUCUGUGUCCUGCUGCUCCUGAGUCCGUCUCUGUCCACUUGUGUCUCCGGGCUGAACGGGUCCUAGUACCCACCUGUACACUGUGGCUCUACCCAGCGGGUGAGGAGGCGCCAUGGGGACGCGAUGGUCCCGAAGCGGCAGCAGCUCGUCGCCGCUCCUGGAGACACCGAGCUCUGGGGGACAGGGAGAGGAAAGGGGCUCCGACGACGACUCUCUGGACGGGCACGACCGGCGGGAGGACAUUGCCCAGUUCCCGUACGUGGAGUUCACCGGGAAGGACAGCAUAACGUGUCCGACAUGUCAGGGCACCGGACGGAUCCCGUCAGAUCAAGUCAAUGAGUUGGUUGCAUUGAUCCCGUACAGUGACCAGAGACUGCAGCCCCAAAGAACGAAGCUGUACGUGGUCUUGUCAGUCGUGCUCUGUCUCCUGGCAUCUUCGCUGGUCGCCUUCUUCCUCUUCCCUCGCUUGGUGGUCGUGGUGGAUGAUGGGAUACGCUCAGUGACUGUUCAAUUCGACCACACCAAUAAGAAGGUCCUGAUGAACAUGACGAGCACACUGAACUUCAGCAACCCAAACUUCUUCUCGGUGCUGGUGCAGAGUGUGAGCUGCCAGGUGCUCUACAUGAAGACAGUGAUUGGACUACAGCAGCUAGACAACGCCACCACCAUCCUGCCACUGGGUCAUAGUCAGGUAAACUACACUGUCAGUGUGGAGAUUGGAAGCAGCACACCCUAUGUCUAUGCCUUCUGCACCAUGCCCAGCAUCAAGGUCCACAACAUCGUCAUAUUUGUGCAAACGACGGUGAAAACCUCCUACAUGGUGCGGACAUCCCAGAACAGCCUGGAGGCGUAUCGCUACAUAGACUGUGGUUCUAACACCACCCACCACCUGAAAGCCAAGCACCUGGGGCCUCGCUCCUCCUCAGCUGCCACAGCCUUCAGCUUCCCCAUGCUGUGAGUGGAGCAGCCCUCACCUGCGCAGAUCGUUUCUCCGGAGGUGUCGGUGUAAACUGCAGGAUGGAAAACCAGCAGCAGCAGAAAUACUGCCAAUGCUUCCUACUAUGCCCACCAAGAGCCGGUAACACAACGCUGCUGUUAACUUGCGCCACUGAAUGAUGAAGCUGUUUCCUUGAAAACACGAGUGUGUCUAGAGAAUGUUUUGUGAAAUCUUUUUCUGACUGCACAUUUGUUUUCGUCGCACAGCCCCUAGGCAACAGACGUGUGGUAUUGUUGUGGUUGUUGUUGUUAGGCAUCACAGAGAGAAAUUCCAGCCUCCGUGACCUUUUUCCCUUACAAGGUCAGUUUGGCUUUAAUUUGUGGAGUUAAGAUAUUUCCUACCACCAAAAAAUGAUCUGGUUUUUAAGAGUGUUAAUGGAGCUGAUGAUUGCCUGGUCACAUGUUCUAUUGGCAAAAAAGGAGGAAAUGGAAUGAGUCAUUGCCAACAAGCCCUUCUGUGGCCCUGGACAAAUGUCAGAGAAAGCCUCUCUCUAUUAAAAGGAAUAGCCAACAUUCCCAGCUGACAGUGAAGUGCCACAGCUUUAAUGGACCCUCAGGGUUUUGUCCGUCUGCUACUGUAACACAGGGAGAGAACCUUCACCAUCGCUUGGAUGACUUUUGGUGCUGUAACACUGUGUCGAGCAAAGGCUGCUGACUUUUCUUUAAAAAAGGAGAGGAGGAGCUGAGCUUCUGUUUUGGAUUAAAUGCAAGGGAUCAUUUAGCGAGUGUCUGCACCUUUAAAAUUUAACUUACUCUUACUCUCAGAUGUUGUUUAUUUGUUGUGUUAUUUAACUGUUCCUGCGGGUUGACAAAUCAAAUAUUUCAAAGAUGUUUUUUAAAGUUAAAUAAUGAAGUUAUAUCUCAGUGCCCUGUCAGCUCCAUGUCUAAGCACAAUGCUUUUUAGAUUCAGGGUCAGGAUGAGGAAUACUGUUCUCAGACUAGAUUUAAUUUCAGGUGUCAGGGAGGCUCAUGUAAAUUUACGAUCCUGGUGAAGCUACAGAAAGAAGAAUUUGAACUCUUAAAUAAAUAAUCGCACCAACGAACCUCAUCUGUAUAUAGUCCUCUGCCCCAUGGCCUUAACAGUCCAGUAACCAGCAUGUUGACAUCACGGCUGAAGGUGUGUGUGUAUUGCUACACAUAUUAACGGUGGGUCUGUCUGACCCUAACACAUUUACACUGUUAUGUCCUUGUUAUAUAUCUGUUUGUUUUUCACACUUCAAAUAUCGACUCCUUCAUUUCGGAGAAGCUGCUUGAUAGAGGUAGAUUGAAACUCUUCAUCAUUAAAACACUUCUGCCAGAGUAUCGGCUCUUUAUACUGUUAUACUGUCACUUGUCACAGGGCACAUGUCACCGUGGAAACAGAAUGACUGAGAAAUAGGGAUUUGAUAUUUUGGAUUUUUCUUUUAAGCGACUAUUUGUACAUUUCUGAAUGAUUUUACAAGGGUUUUAAAAAAUGUGCUUGAUUGUAGUUUGAAAAAGAUAUUAAAGGGAAAUGUGAAUUAAUAAAAUGAAUAAUCAACCCCA